AUGCCUAAGAUCGAGUUUGCUGAGGUAGUGUGGGUCUUUUCGUCCUAUGCAGGCGUCUUUCUCUUGCACACCUUUCGUCGAUCGGUUCCAAUCACGAAGCCGAGCUUCAGGUUACAAAAGUACAUCGUUGUAUUAUGUCAUCUGAGUAUACCAGUGAUGGAAAUCUGCAGAUACCAACUGAGAGCCAUCCAUGGUACCCCAGAGCCUUCUGGCGGCGAUUUCUUACUAUGUGUACUGCACUCUCUUACAGCAUUGACCCUGACUUCAAGGUUAAGAGUCGGAGACCGAUCAAUCGCGAGGCCAACGUACCAAACAAUCACAGCGAUGCGCUUCUGCUUUUCUGCAGCUGCAUACCUGACCGGAGAUCCGUUCCUCUAUCGAGCAUCGAUCCACGUCAUUAACGGUUUCGUCUACCCGCGCAUCGGUAUCAAGCUCUUGAACCGAAUGAGAAUUCUCCCAUCCUACUCUGCAGUCUACACUGCGUCCAACUUUGUAGCGUCCAUGCUGUCGAUACACGAGACUCAGUUCAGCUUUGGGCCGCACGCAUAUCUUGCUAUCUUUGCGGCCAUCGUUGUCCUCAAUCGAUAUGUUGCAGAACGAGACCGUCCCCAAUUCACCAAUGAUACAUCUAUGCAAAGGUCUGGCCUUGGCUGGGAUUACAGAACUGCCGCCACGAAAGGUUCCGGUCUUUGA
Messenger RNA from Microdochium trichocladiopsis, 693 nucleotides. RefSeq lists its product as uncharacterized. Bases 1 to 693 code for a protein of 230 amino acids. The record is from RefSeq and is a predicted model, not a curated record. The transcript has 2 exons. Lineage: Eukaryota; Fungi; Ascomycota; Sordariomycetes; Xylariales; Microdochiaceae.